CUCUCCGAUGGGGGCACGCAUUCUUUUCUAGACGCCUUGACGCUCCACUACAGCACCAUGGGUCGCCUCAAGCUUUAUGUCACGGGCUCGGCCGUCAUGGCCAACGUCGUGCUCAUGCGCGCAUACUAUGAACGCCCAAACUUCUACUCGGCCGCUGUCUACAUAUCCCAGAGCACCGGCUCGUUGAUGUUCCUGGUCAAUCUCAUGCUCAUAGUCGCCGCGAGCUUUGGUUAUGGGUUACAGCGGCUCUUCUACGGGCCUCUCCGGCCCAUCGAGACGGAGCAGCUAUACGACAAGGCAUGGUUUGCCGUCAGCGAGACGCUGCUGGCUAUGACGAUUUUCAGAGACGACAUCGGCAUCUGGUUUUUCGCCAUGUUCCUCUGCUUGCUUGCGGGCAAGGUCUGGCAGUGGAUUGGAGAGGGACGAGUGGAGUUCCUCGAGCAGCAACCACCCGCGAAUCCGAAGCUCUUCCAUUUCCGCUUGACGAGCUCCCUGUUGCUCUCGGUCGCCUUUGAUAUCUACAUGAUGCAGUACUGCAUCGAAUCGAUACUCUCCGAGGCCCGGCCCGGCGUCAUGGUCAUGUUUGGUUUCGAAUACGUCCUCCUAGCCAUCGCCUCCGUAUCGACGCUGCUGCGGUACUCGCUCUCCCUCGUCGAACUAGUCAUUACACAGCGGCAGGAACGGGCGCGAGAGGAAGCUCGCAGACUGGCCAGUGAGAUAGCACGCCAGCAAGCUGCAGCUAGCGGGGCUGAAGCGCCUCCAGAGGUAGACGAAGACGAGGAUGAGGGCGACGUGCCUGGGUGGGAAGAGAAGGGCCGCUGGGUCUUCUACCUGGAUCUGGCGACCGACUUUGUCAAGUCGGUCGUCUACAUGGGCUUCUUCAUCAUUCUCAUGACCUUCUACGGCAUUCCCAUCCACAUCAUGAGAGACCUGUUCAUGUCGAUUCGCUCGCUGAUCAAGAGGAUCAACGACUUUGUUCAGUACCGCAACGCAACGCGCGACAUGAACACGCGCUAUCCAGACGCGACGGCGGAAGAGUUGGAGCGAGAGAAUACAUGCAUUGUGUGCCGUGAGGAGAUGCGGCCGUGGGUUGAGCCGGGAGCAAAUGGUGCGCAGCAGGGCCGGCGCAUGGACGAGCGACAGCGCCCCAAGAAACUUCCGUGCGGGCACAUCCUCCACUUUGGCUGUCUGCGCAGUUGGCUUGAGAGGCAGCAAGUGUGUCCAACGUGCCGCAGACCGGUCCUCACAUCAGCAACAAGUUCCACGACACAACGCAACCAGCAGGCCAAUCGGGGCCAACAGGGGCAGCCGAACCUGGCGAACCGCGAGGCGCUCCAGGCCAUGUUUGGAGGCAAUGCGCAGCAAGGCGGCUUUGGUGCAGCAGGCGGCGGUGCUGGAGGGCAAGCAGGCCAGGCGCAGCAGGCUGGACCCCAGGACGGCGGGCAAGCAAACGGUGCAGCAGCCAAUAUGCGCGUAUUCAACUUGGGCCCGAUCCGGAUUGCGCUUGGGAACAUGCGGGUGGCACCAGGGCAGCAGGACAAUGUUGCUGUGCAGAACGCAAUGCAGCAACUGCGACAACAAGCGGCAGCAAACAAUGCGGUGCAGACUCCAGUCGAGCAAAACCUGCCUCCCGGACCAUUGGCGUUUUCGCAAGGCGUGGCUCGGAGCAUGCCGCCGGGUCCAAUGCCAGGCGCUGUUGCGCUGCAUCCGGCAGACAUCCAGUCGGACAUUCUGCGCAUUCAGCAGAACAUCAUCGAGUCGAUGCGGCAACUCAACGCGCAGCACGAGCAGCUCGAGGUUCUCCACCGGCUUCUGGAAGAGCUGCACCGGCUACAGCACGCGUCUGGAGCGGCUGCGGCAACGGGACAGGAACUGCCGCCGAUCGCGCCGCUGAUGAGCGCGUCGCACAUGGGAUCGUUUGCUCCGCAGGCCUACUUUUCUCGGGGCCCUGUUCUGCGACAAGGCGAUGCAGGCGUGCCGGAGGGUCUGAGGCUGCCGGAAGGGUGGACACUGAGGUCCAUGGCCCUAGCGCCGCGGGCCGGCCAAGAAAGUGGCACUGCAGGGUCGGCAGCCUCACACGCCGAACAGCCACAGCAGGAGAGCACGGGCACGGGCACGGCAUCGCAGUCGCAGUCGCAGGCGCAGGCGGGACAGGCAGCAGAGGCAGCAGAGGCAGCAGAGGCAGCGGCAGCAGCAGCAGCAACAGCAGACCCUGCAGCGCACGCAGCGACGCCUGCAAGUGUGACUCGCUCGGCUCCACCGGCCCCAUCGGCGGUGAGGACAACAACGGGCUCCGGCCAGCCUCGAAAUUCGUCGCCCAAGGCUGCAGAGCCUAGCAGUCUUGAGUCUAGCUGGAGCUUUGGCAACGUGGGCGAGAGGACCGAGGCCGAAGCAUCCAGCUCGGCCGUGGCGGGCAGCAGCUCAGAGGGACAGAGUGCGGCGCGGCGGACCGUCCUGGUGGAGGAUGCCGACGAGGCUGAAGAGUAGCAGGCGGCCGGGGGUUGGCGAGAGGGUCGUGGUCGUGGUCGUGUCUGCGUGUGUACUGCAUAGCGAGGCGUUUGGGAGUGAGAGGACAGCACUUGCUGGCCGCAAGGCAGUGGUUGCUCCAUUGGGGGGGCCGCGGCAGGGGAUCCCUGCGAAUGACAGUUCACCUCUCUUGGCA
Messenger RNA from Exserohilum turcica Et28A, 2662 nucleotides. RefSeq lists its product as uncharacterized. The transcript is spliced from 2 exons. Gene Ontology annotation, cellular component: cytoplasm. The record is from RefSeq and is a predicted model, not a curated record. The coding region runs from base 58 to 2487 and encodes 809 amino acids. Lineage: Eukaryota; Fungi; Ascomycota; Dothideomycetes; Pleosporales; Pleosporaceae.